AAUUAAGUAAAAAAAAAUAAAUUAAAUAAAAAAAAUACAAUUAAAUAAAUAAAUUAAAUUAAAUAAUAAAUAAAAAAAAAUAAAUAAAAAAAUUUCUUCAACAAUUAAAGAUAAUUAUUACAAUAAUAAUCAAUUCACUUCACAUCACAUUCAUCGUCAUCUGGGGAGAAACACACACCAAAGACUACGUGUGGAAUGUUAAGUUAAAUUUCAUACAUUUUUUCCUGUAUGAGGUCACAGAUUUAUGCGAAACGAUGUGGGAAACUCGUAAACAUUAAUAAAAACCGCACCAACGAGACGUGUUAAAAAUCAAUCAAAAAAAAAUUCUAAUAAAUAGGUGAGUACUUUUGUAUGAGGAAGUAAAUAAUUCCAUAGUUACCCAUACACGGUUGACACCAAUAUUAUUGAUUGUCCGGAAAAUUUCCAAAUAUACGUGAAUUAAGAGAAUUUUUUUAUGAAGUCUGUUUUGUAUUUGUUUGAUUUAAUAUUUAUUAUUAUUAUCGUUGAAAUGUGCGUCACGACCAAAAAUUUAUUUAUUAUGUUUAAAUAAAAAAAAAAUGUAGAGUAAAUAAGUAUUAAAAAAUAUAAAUAUGAAAAAAUACGUUUUUAAAGCUAUUUGCGUAAACCCUCAGUAAUUAUUUAUGGAGCAGAUGGCAAGUUGUGUGUCUUCGUUGUCAGAUGAGUAAAUUGAGACAACCACAAUCUUCGCCGCAUCCAACAAAGACUAUGGAUGGUCAUCCCUGCCACACAUUGCACUACCACAUGGACUUCAGAUUGCCGCAGCUGCACCUCUAAGUGUGUGUCUAAGCCCUCUCUGGUGAAUUAAACAAGAAAAUUACUCGUUUUUCUGCGCUGUCAAGCAACUUGAGUAAUUCUAAAAGUAGAGAAAAAAAAUAUUAAUAUGCAAUUGUUGUGCAUAAUCAAAUAAAAUAAGUAGUGUAAUUAUUAUUGUUGUUGUUGUUACCACAUUACGUCGUAAUCGCAGAUAAAUUAUAGCUCUAGCGGCGAAUAAAUCAAGUGAAUCGCGUAAAAAUUGUGCAAUAAACUGUCCAAAAAAGUACAUUAAAUGGGUUCUUACGACGACGUCGACGUGCAGCAACUAAAUUAUCAUAAAAUAAUUAAUAAUUGAAACGCACCUACACGGAAAAAAAGAGUGAAAAAUUAAAAUUUAAAAGAAAAAAAAAUAUAAAUUAAAAAUGGGUGAACACGACUGCAUUGUAUCCUCGACAACGGCUUCCGUUAAUCCGCUUACGUGCACGACGUCAUCUAACGGCGGCAUAAGUGGGACGCCAUCCAUCACGAACAUCUCCUCGAGCAACAUUGGCGGCAGCAGUGGCGGCUUGAAUGGCGUGCCACCAACGGGAAAAUGCGUUCGCGUUGGCUUUUACGACAUCGAGAAGACAAUUGGCAAGGGAAAUUUUGCCGUUGUCAAGUUGGCACGACAUCGUGUGACGAAAAACGAGGUUGCCAUCAAAAUCAUCGAUAAAUCGCAAUUGGACGAGAAUAAUUUGCAAAAAGUGCAUCGCGAAGUGGAUAUUAUGAAACGAUUGGAUCAUCCUCAUAUCAUUAAAUUAUAUCAGGUUAUGGAAACGAGCAGUAUGAUUUAUAUUGUUUCCGAAUAUGCUAGUCAAGGAGAAAUAUUUGAUUAUAUUGCAAAAUUUGGUAGACUGAGUGAACGUGCGGCACGGCACAAAUUCUGGCAAAUAUUAUCGGCUGUAGAGUAUUGUCACAAUAAAGGAAUAGUUCAUAGAGAUUUAAAGGCUGAAAAUCUUUUACUAGAUUCUAAUAUGAAUAUAAAAAUAGCGGACUUUGGAUUUUCCAAUUAUUAUAAGCGCGACGAAUUACUGGCCACGUGGUGUGGCUCGCCCCCGUAUGCGGCGCCCGAAGUAUUCGAAGGCAAAAAAUACACGGGACCGGAAAUUGACAUUUGGUCACUUGGCGUCGUGCUCUACGUUCUCGUGUGCGGCGCACUUCCAUUCGAUGGAUCAACACUCCAAUCGUUGCGUGACCGAGUCUUAUCCGGUCGCUUUAGGAUACCAUUUUUCAUGAGUACGGAUUGCGAGUCACUUAUACGUAAAAUGUUGGUGUUGGAACCGAAGAAACGGUACACAAUUGAACAAAUUAAGCAUCAUCGUUGGAUGAUGGCAGAAGUAUUGGAAUCACCUGUGAUACGAACACCGUCCUCGAAUGCGGUUGGCGGAACAGCUGGAAUGGAACCAAAUGAAGUUGUGUUGAAAAUUAUGGCGAAUAUGAGUAUUGACACGCAGAAAAUAAAGAAGAGCUUGAAGGACAAUUGCUAUGAUCAUGUGACGGCAAUUUAUUUACUUCUCUUGGAAAGGGUUCGCUCGAGAAUGAUGUCGCAGGAAAACUCGAGCGGAAAUUUGAAUCAAGCAAAUGGUCAGAAACAUCAGUCUUCUGACUCGCAACGACGACGCCCGAGUGUUGUCGCGGAACAAGCAAUGAGGAAAUCUGGUCUCACUGGAUAUCAUCAAAGACCCGAUCAAUCGCCACGCCAUCACGCAAUCGACCCCGGAAUGGCAUCGCAGAUGAUUCCCCUUCGUGAUACUAGUAUUAGAGAAAUAUCACCCAACUUACCUACAAAAGAGCUCGGUUUUCGCAAUUCCUCCAUUUACAACAACUACCAACCGCCCUUGGUACCGACGGGCUCCGUGAAGCGUGAUCGCGACUGUAACUCGCCUUUCAUGCAAAAUGGUCCCGUUAGUAUUGCCACGCCGGCGGAAUAUGGGGGCUCGCGUGAAAAUAAUUCUGUCGUUUUGCGCGAAACGAGCAAUAUUCAGCCAACUGCCGCAAGACUCGCCUCGAAUAGAUAUUUGUCGACCGGAUUGGACCAGAGGAUUCUCAAACAGAGCACCGAGGAUUGUCGUCGACUGUUGCAACAGGCAACUGCUGUAGCUGAUCCAAUGCGCAAUCAAAAUACCAAUCCCUUAGUAUUUGAUCCCUAUCAACAGCACCCUGCGGUUCUCCAGCAGCAGCAACAGGCACAGCAACAGUCGUCGUCGUCUGGAAACGGUGGGAAGUCGUCGUCGUCACACUUGUCGCAUUCUCGCAUCCUGACACCAUCCAACAGUUUUGACGCCAAAUCCAAUUCGCCCGCGCCAACGCCUGGCUUUGCCAUGUACCAGAUGUCCGCGGAGGCCGCCCGUUUGUUCCAGACUCUGCAACAAAGUCCCCUACCAAUUGCAACUCAUGAUCAACAACGUCAAAUGGAGCGUUUCGUUCCUCAGAACAACUUGGCGUCGUCCUCGAAUAUAAAUGCCAUCAAGACGUCUCCGUCGCCGCAGUCUUCGGUAGCGCAAUUGCAUUCGGUGUCGCCGUUGCCCUCGGUAUCGCCACAACCGCCCGUUGAUCCAGCGACACAACGGUAUUCGGACCCCUUGAGUUCCCUCGUUGGCAAGGAAAAGUUGCAAAAUUUCAGUGAUUUGGCUAAAACGACGCCCCCAUUUAAGGAUUACUUGAAUAAUUUGCAGACUUAUGCCUAUUUGCAAAAUAUGGAGAAUGAUGCGGCAGCAUUAACGCAACAUAGGACGACGCAAAUUACGCAGCAGCAUAGCUCGAGUACGGAUGAGGGGUGUGACACGGAUCAUGGAGAAAUGGACGACCAAGCAACUGCCGUUCCCGCACAAAUCACGCGACUCAAUUCUUACGCAAGCAGCAGUUCGUCAAGCGGAGUUGUGACGAAUUUUCAUUCAAAAAGUUUGAGUCAAAAUUUGAGUUGUGACUCGUCACGCAGCAAUUUUUCCACUUUUGAGAGUUUGGAGCUCAAUUUAUCGGAUUGCAGUGAGUUGGCGGGAAGUUUGCCGUCAUGCGCUACUACAACGGUGACCGAUAGUGAUCCCAAAGAUGAAGUUGGAUGUCGCACAGUUACAAGCACUUCAGCGAUGCAUCCUUGUGGAUAUGUCUCAAUGACCGGCAGAACUUCAUGUUCGUUCGCGAGAAAUCCAAAUAAUGGAACGCAUGGCCAUGGACACAACGGAAAAGUUGCCUGUCGAGGUGUUUCGAGGUCGCCUGUUGAUUUUAGAGAGGGUCGUCGUGCAAGUGAUGGUCUCGUCGCUCAAGGCAUCCUCAACAAUGCUGAUCAUCCCUUAAACUCCGGAGUCGCUUUCAACAGUCAACGUCUUCACGAGGCAUGCAAAGCAAAGGGUGUCUUGGAACUGCAUCUCCUGCAAAAAGAAGCGGCGCAACUAAAAACGCAAUACCAAUCGAGUGUACCCGUCGACGAAAUGGCAGUCCGCCAAAUCCAGCACUCCCAAUUCCACGUAAAGCCCGAACAUUUGCAACAAAUGCUGUACCAAUCAAACCUAAAGCACCAAAAUUCGCUGCCGGUCAACACGGAGUCCUAUUACAACAAAGCUGGCGACUUGGCUGCGCCCUACUUGAAUCUCUUCAAGGAAGCUGCCAUCAAACAAGACGCUCUAACUGCCAUCCAGCAACAAUUGCAGCAACAACAACAAUCAACAGCUGGCUUGCAGAAACCGCCGUUGCAGCAGCAACUCAUGCAACACCGCCUGCUCCAACAAAAACGUCAAAUUCUCCAAAAGCAGGGCGCUCUCGAAGCAAAUCUCAGUCGUCGACAAAUGUUCCGGCAACACAGCUACAAAAUUGCACAACAAACGCCCGUUUUGCCCCCGUUGCCCCUCAAUGAGAACGAAGCGGAGGAUUUGCUGGCAUUUCAGACGAUCGUAGAGGGCGCCACUCGUGCAAAUGGAAGUCCGACACCUUCGGCUACGGGCUCGCCUAAAAUGAUGAAAACCUCGCAUAUUGUCGCGCAAAAUUUGCCGCCCGAUUGCACGUGGACCAACUUACCCAGCUCCAUGCAAACAUGCCAAAUUAGCGAGGGAAGUGUCACGCAACAAGAUUCCUGGACCCAUUCGCCACUCUAUCAGGUAUAUUACCAAUAUCAUUAGUUACUCCCUAUCCUUGCCCCCGGCAUUGGCGGAAAUGACGCAAAACAAAGACUACUUAGACCAAAAUAACAUCACCUAGAAUUCGAAGCCUGAUUAAACUUUAAGUUUUUAUGAUUAUGUUAAUUUUAACUGUUAUUAAUAUUGUCACAUUUUACUUUUUAUGAUUUUGUAUGCAAAGUAUUUCUAGUCAGUACAACUGAUCCAUCCUAUUGUUAUUGAAUAAUAAUUUUAACUAAGCUAAAUUUUAAGGAAAUUCACGCAAAAAUGACUAAAUAAUCACCAUUUAUCGGAAAAUCACGCAUAUUUUUAGUUUAAUAUAUUUUAUUUUUAAUCGUAUUAU
Molecule: messenger RNA, 5265 nt
Organism: Culicoides brevitarsis
Lineage: Eukaryota; Metazoa; Arthropoda; Insecta; Diptera; Ceratopogonidae
Gene: Sik2
Product: serine/threonine-protein kinase SIK2
Exons: 15
Coding region: 1197-4925 (1242 amino acids)
Biological process (GO): protein phosphorylation; intracellular signal transduction
Cellular component (GO): cytoplasm
Molecular function (GO): protein serine/threonine kinase activity; ATP binding
Source: RefSeq, a predicted model, not a curated record